Encephalitozoon cuniculi GB-M1 is the source of this 240-nucleotide messenger RNA. RefSeq lists its product as uncharacterized. NCBI's taxonomy places the organism in Eukaryota, Fungi, Microsporidia, Unikaryonidae. Bases 1 to 240 code for a protein of 79 amino acids. The record is from RefSeq and is marked provisional. The transcript has a single exon.
AUGGACAACAUUUUCGAAAGGCUGCUCCUGGACACAAGAUUCACAACGAACAAAAUCCCAAAGAGAUUCCUGCUGAGAAGAGUGGGCCUCGGGUAUGCUGUGAGGCACCAGAGGAUAAGCAGGGAUGACAUUAGGCCCUGUCUCAAAACAAGAAGAGCCAUAGAAAGAACUGACUGUUUCCAGGAAGACGAAGAGGAUGCGGGUAGGUCGGAGCUGGUCAGGAAAAGGCCUAGGCCGUAG